Messenger RNA from Rhincodon typus (whale shark), 2239 nucleotides. RefSeq names its product roundabout homolog 1-like. Gene Ontology annotation, cellular component: neuron projection. The coding region runs from base 14 to 2239 and encodes 741 amino acids. Gene Ontology annotation, molecular function: protein binding. Lineage: Eukaryota; Metazoa; Chordata; Chondrichthyes; Orectolobiformes; Rhincodontidae. The transcript has 16 exons. The record is from RefSeq and is a predicted model, not a curated record.
GGGAGGGAAGCUGAUGAUCACCAACACACGGAAGAGUGACUCUGGAAAAUACGUGUGUGUGGGCACCAAUAUGGUGGGCGAGAGGGAGAGCGAGGUGGCUGAGCUGACCGUCCUGGAGCGACCAUCCUUUGUCAAGAAGCCAAGCAGUCAGGUCCUGCUGGUGGAUGAGACGGUUGAAUUUAAGUGUGAGGCACGGGGAGACCCCACUCCGACAGUACACUGGAGAAAGGAGGAUGGUUUGUUGCCGAAAAGCAGGUCUGAGAUCCAAAGGGGCAACACGUUGGUCAUUCGACACGUCACAGCAGCUGAUGUGGGCACCUACACGUGUGUGGCCGAGAACAUGGUGGGGAAAACCAAGGCUUCAGUCACACUGACGGUGCACGUUGGGUCAGUUGCUCCUCCACAGUUUGUGGUGAAACCGCGGGACCAGAUGGUGGCUGUGGGGAGGACAGUCACGUUCCCCUGCGAAGCAACAGGGAGCCCUCAGCCGGCCAUCUUCUGGCAGAGAGAGGGAAGCCAGAAUCUGCUGUUUUCCUACCAGCCUCCGGAACCUUCCAGCAGAUUCUCGGUGUCUCAGGUCGGAGACCUCACCAUUACCAACGUUCAGAGGUCUGAUGUUGGUUACUAUAGCUGCCAGGCACUCAAUGUGGCUGGGAGUGUCAUCAUCAAAGUCUUCCUGGAGGUGACUGAUGUCAUUUCAGACAGGCCUCCGCCCGUCAUUCGCCAAGGCCCUAUCAAUCAGACGGUUGCUGUGGACAGCACUGUAGCCCUUGGGUGCCUGGCCAGUGGAACACCCCCACCCACCAUCCUCUGGAGAAAAGAUGGGAUCUUAGUCUCCACCCAUGACUCACGCAUCAAGCAGCAAGAGACGGGAGCCCUGCAGAUCCGUUAUGCCAAGCUGGGUGACUCUGGUGUCUAUACGUGUAUAGCCUCAACACCAAGUGGUGAAGCAACAUGGAGUGCACGCAUUGAUGUUCAAGAGUUCGGGACUCCAGUUUUACCUCCUCGGUUACCAGAUCCCAACCUCAUUCCUGGAACGCCAUCCAAGCCAGAAGUAAGGAAUGUCAGCAAAAAUGGGGUGACGCUGAUUUGGAAACCAAACAUGAAUUCUGGAGCUACCCCAACCUCCUACAUCAUUGAGGCCUUCAGUCAUGCAGCUGGUAGCAGCUGGCAAACAGUCGCUGACCGGGUGAAAACCGAUACAUACGCCAUCAAAAACCUGAGAUCUAACGCUGUCUACCUCUUCCUCAUCCGAGCAGUCAAUGCUUACGGUCUCAGUGACCCGAGUCCAAUAUCAGACCCGGUAAAAACCCAAGAUGUCCCACCCACUGGUCAAGGUGUUGACCACAGACAGGUGCAGCGAGAGCUUGGUGAAGUCAUUGUCCAUCUCCACAAUCCCAUCAUCCUCUCUUCGUCUUCAAUCCAGAUCCAGUGGACUGUGGAUCAGCAAUCCCAGUAUAUCCAGGGAUACAGGAUACUGUACAGGCCCUCAGUGAUGGACAAGUGGUCCGAGUCUGAUUGGUCAGUCUUUGAGGUGAGGUCAGCAACUGACCGUAGCGCCGUGCUCCCCAAGCUGAGGAAAGGUAUGGGCUAUGACAUCAAAGUGAGGCCAUUCUUCAAUGAAUUCCAGGGUGCAGACAGUGAUGUGAAAUACGCCAAGACCAUGGAGGAAGUUCCCAGUGCACCCCCUCAGAGCGUCACAGUGACACUAAACGAUGGGAAUGGGACUGGCAUUGUGAUCGCUUGGCAACCACCCCCAGAAGACUCUUUCAAUGGUGAACUCCAGGAGUACAAGGUCUGGUGCUUGGGCAACGAGAGCAGAUACCACAUUAAUCGGACAGUGGUGAGCACAGCGCUGUCUGUUGUUAUCCCAUCUCUCACCCCUGGGGUGCGCUAUCGUGUCGAGGUGGCAGCCAGCAACAGAGCUGGCCAUGGGGUGAAGAGUGAAGCUCAGUACAUCCAGCUUGAUUCCUUUGGAAGACUGACACCAGAGCAGUCGGACGAUCAGGUCAGCUUGUCCCAGCAGAUUUCCGAUGUGGUGAAACAGCCAGCAUUCAUCGCUGGAAUUGGCGCAGCAUGUUGGAUCAUCCUGAUGGUCUUCAGUAUCUGGCUGUACCGGCACCGAAAGAAACGCAGUGGAAUAACCAGCAGCUAUGCUGGCAUGAGGAAAGUUGGACACCGUCCUUUUUCCACGAAAUGGUUGGCUCUGGAUGCCCACGAGGAGGUUGGCAUUCCAUGA